AUAUAAAUUAAUGUUUUGCAAUAAAAUAUUUGUUAAAGAUGGAUAAUAUCUUUGGAAAAGAAGAUUCUGGGGAUGAAAAGGAGAGUGAGCAUAAAAAUGUGGAAGAGCAUGAAGAUAAUAAAACUAGUCUUGCACAAAAUUCAGGAUCCAAAGAUAUUGAAGCUAUGGAGAUUGAUAAUUUACAAGUUAAGGCAGAAUCAGAUGCAAUGAGUUCUCAAUCGCAAUCAGAUGCUGAGGAGAUUGAAAACACUGGAUCUAAUUCUACCUGCCCAGUUGCAGAGAAUCAAGUAGAAACUGUGAAGCAAGAACUUGAUAUGAAGGUAGAAGAACAAACUGCUGAAGAUAUAUUUAGUAAUGACAUUAUAAUACCUCGUGCUAAUCCAGUCAGUACAAAAGAAAGGCGGGAAAGUAAAGAGAAGAGCAAAAAGGAGAUAGAAGAAGAGGAGAGAGAAAAGAUGCAGGUGCUAGUAUCUAACUUCACUGAAGAUCAGCUGGAUAGGUACGAAAUGUACAGACGAUCCGCAUUUCCAAAAGCAGCUAUAAAGAGGAUUAUGCAAACCAUAACAGGUUGUUCAGUAUCUCAAAACGUUGUUAUAGCUAUGUCAGGAAUUGCUAAGGUAUUUGUUGGCGAAAUUGUUGAAGAAGCUUUAGAUGUUAUGGAGGCGCAAAAUGAAACUGGCCCAUUACAACCAAAGCACUUGAGAGAGGCUGUCCGCAGAUUGAGGUUACAGGGUCAAAUACCGAAUGGUCGGGCACACAAAGCUUUCUUCAGAUUAUAAUUAGUCCGAUAUUUGUAACAUAUUAGUUUAAUGUUUCUUUUGCAGAAAUCUACAGACAUUAAAGUAAUCUAAAUAUAAAUUAUAUAGUUUGCCAAAAUUAAAG
Molecule: messenger RNA, 882 nt
Organism: Trachymyrmex septentrionalis
Lineage: Eukaryota; Metazoa; Arthropoda; Insecta; Hymenoptera; Formicidae
Gene: Taf11
Product: transcription initiation factor TFIID subunit 11
Exons: 6
Coding region: 39-779 (246 amino acids)
Biological process (GO): transcription initiation at RNA polymerase II promoter; RNA polymerase II preinitiation complex assembly
Cellular component (GO): transcription factor TFIID complex; nucleus
Molecular function (GO): protein heterodimerization activity; transcription coactivator activity
Source: RefSeq, a predicted model, not a curated record